Vicia faba (fava bean) is the source of this 1608-nucleotide messenger RNA. NCBI's taxonomy places the organism in Eukaryota, Viridiplantae, Streptophyta, Magnoliopsida, Fabales, Fabaceae. The record is from the annotation of a GenBank genome assembly.
AUGACUCGAAUUUAUGUUCAGCGUGGUUCUUCCACUGGUGGUGCUUCUCAGAACCCUAAUACUAAUACUAACAACCCUAAUCAGAAUCCUAAUCAUGGCCGUGCUGGUGCUGGGUCAUCUUCCGUUCGGCCGGAGCAGGGGACACAGGUUCUGUCUGCUGCUAAGGAUGAGGAAAGUGUAGAGGAGCAACAUAAACUGACUGUUGGUGAUGAGAAUUCGGAGUAUGCUGGGAGUAGUAACAUGGCAAAGAUUGAUGAGCUUUUUAUGGAAAGUCUUUGUUUGGAGGAGAGUGAUGCACCUUUAGGCAUGGAAGUGUUGGCUGAUCUUCCUGGGAAAGAUGUUAAAGAAGAGGUUGAGGGUUCUCAAGAAGAAAGAUCUGUGAUAGAGAACGAAGGCUUGUGUGAGGAGGAUAAUCCUGUUAAUGUUGGUGGUGGUGGUUCACAUCCUCCACCUCCUCCUGUUCCACCUCCAAAGCCUUCUGCAACUAACUUAACUUCGAGAAGAGGUGCAUCAGGGUCUCCUAAUGCUGUUAAUGCAGGAUCACCAAGGAGAACAAAUGUGUGGCCUGUUGUUUCGGCUAGGUCUUCACCUGCUGGGUCUCGGCCUUCAUCUCCCAAAGCGCAUAAUGAAAGUGAGGGGUAUAAUAGUGCUGAUGAACAGAAUCCAUGCUAUGUAUCCUCUUAUGCUGAUGCAGAAAGAGAGCGGCAGUUUGAAUUUGAUAUUAGAAGGGUUAAAGGCUAUGAAGUAAAAAGAAUGACAGCGGAUGGCAAUUGCCUUUUUCGUGCUGUUGCGGACCAAGUGUAUGGGGACUCAGAAUUGUAUGAUUUGGUCAGGCAGAUGAGCAUGGAUUACAUGGAGCGGGAGAGAGACCACUUUUCUCAAUUUGUAACGGAAGGUUUCUCCUCAUACUGUAAGAGAAAGAGAAGAGAUAAGGUUUAUGGCAACAAUGUUGAGAUCCAAGCCAUGUCUGAAAUGUAUAAUAGACCUAUUCAUAUAUACUCCUACUCCACAGAGCCUAUCAAUACAUUUCAUGGAAGCUAUGACACUGAUUCACCACCAGUACGCCUGAGUUUUCAUUAUGGUAACCAUUACAACUCUCUUGUUGACCCACGACGUCCAACAACUGGUGAAGGACUUGGUUUCAGCUCUCUUCGUGGGAGAAAUGCUGACAAAGAUCAAGUCAAAGCUGCUAUUAAAGCUCAGCAAGAUCAGCAAAUCGAUAAUGCACUAUUAGCUGAGGGGAGGUUUUACUCUGAUCUUGAGCUCACAGAGAAGGAAAUUGAACGCUCCGUAAUGGAAGCUUCCCGAGCUGAAUAUCUUGCUGGUGGUACAUUAAAGCAUCAACGUGGCCACCGAGAAUCGUCUACAUCAACUGCUGAGCCAUCUUCUUCUGGAGCAAGAUCAUCACGUAGUGAUCCCAAGAAGGAACACGGGAAAGAGAAUGAGUCUAGUCUUAGCAGCAGCAUGCACAUCUUACUAUCGAUGGGAUUUAGUUACCUACAAGCUAUAGAGGCAUACAGCAUUUUUGGGGAUGAUGUUGAUUCUAUGGUUUGUUACCUGUUGGAAACUGGCAGCAGUAGCAGACGGAAAGGAAAGGCUACUGAAUGA